This is a messenger RNA of Nerophis lumbriciformis (worm pipefish), 2076 nucleotides long. Lineage: Eukaryota; Metazoa; Chordata; Actinopteri; Syngnathiformes; Syngnathidae. The record is from RefSeq and is a predicted model, not a curated record.
AUGGUGCGUCUUGUACGGUACUGUGUUAGUCACUUGCUUCGAGCAACGAUGAGCCAAUUCGAAGGAGAGGGCAGUUUGUGGUCUGCGGUCCGCUGCCUGGGCUACAUGUCCGGCCUCAACCUGUUGGUGGCGCUGUGUCUCGGCCUCUUUGUACGCUGGGAGAUGACAGCAGAGUCCACCCUGCUGGCCAUUUUCAUCUUGGCUUUGGUCAUUUUGGUUGUAGCCGCCGUCUUGUACUGCUAUUGUGGCAAGGAGCAACUCAGCCUCAGCCUCCUUCACCUUUGGUUCGGCUUCCUGCUGGGUCUGCUGUGCUUCGUCAACAGCCCUGACUUGGAUGGAGACGUUAAGGAACAAGUGGCCAAUGGACUACUACUCUCCAGCUUGUCUCUGAGGUUGCUGUGGGCGCUGCUGGAGAGGAUGCUGGGCUACGCCAGGUACCGGCCCGGCUUCCUGACCUCGGCAGAGAAGCUUCAGCUGACGGGUUUCGCCGCCGCCAGUACGGUUCUGCUCCUCUGGAAAGCCUUGAGCGUAACUGUGCUGGCCUUGGCCCUCGGUGGCGUCGUGGUGGCCCUACGGAUGAAAGCGGUGCUGGCGCUGAUCAACCUGGCGUGCUUCGCCACUAUCACCGCUGACGUUGUCUUCAGAAGUCUCCAAAUCAGAACUAACCCAUUCGCUUUGGGUUGUUUCUUCUGCCUGGUGUUGUGCGACCCACUGCUAGACAUCUCCUUCAGCGGCCUCUCCGUGACCGAGCGUUGGCAGCCCCUCCUGCAUCAGAGGGGCUUGUGGCGCCGCCUCUCCCUGCUACCCCUACUGCUUCUGGAGUUGACCUUCCUGGUACUGGCAGCGCAGGUGCUGGGUCACUCGGGCCGCUUGUACCUGUCCGUCCCGGCGUUCGUGACGUGCGCGCUCUUCUGGGCCAUCUGCCACUUGGUGUUCUUCAUCAGCCUGUGGGGCUUUCACAGCAAGCUGAACGACUGCCAAAGGGUGUGCCUGAUCCAGGGUUGCGGUACUAGCCGGUUGGACAAAAUCAUGGCAUCUAAGGGCAUGAGGCACUUUUGCCUCAUCUCCGAGCGGCUGCUACGUUUUACGCUGGCUUCCACAGUUGCUCUGGCAGCUCUGUCCUGGCAGGCAUCCAGUGGCAUCUUCCUGUGCACCUUUCUGCUGGUUCUUCCGCUUGAGUCAAUCUUCCACGGCUUGUUCCAUGAACUAGGCAGCACCCUGGGAGGAACCUGUGUUGGUUACGGUGUGGUCAUUCCCACCAAUUACUGCAGUCCCGACGGACAGCCUGUUCUGCUGCCGCCCGAGCAGGUGCAGCAGCUGAACCUGCGCUCGACGGCCAUGCUGAGCAACAUCCAGCGCUUCCUGGCGCAGCACCUCAUCGAGACGUACGGUUGCGACUACUCCACCGGCGGCGUUACGCUAGAGGCACUUCAGGCAAAGCUCAAGGCCUUUAUGGAGUUGCGCACCGCCGACGGGCCGCGCUACGACACCUACGUGCUCUUUUACAGCGGGCACACGCACAGAACAGGGGAAUGGGCACUCGCAGGUGGCGACACGCUGAGUCUGGAUCAACUCCUGGACUGGUGGCGCGAGAAGAACGGCACCUUUCGCUCCCGCCUCAUAUUGGUUUUGGACUGUGACCACUCGCUGCCCACGGUGAAGGCGGCGCGGCGGGUCGAGGGCGUUCACGUGGCCGUGCAGGGCGCCGCUCCCUCCCGGAUGGCAGAGCGCCACCCGGGCGACUUCCUCUCCCAUUGGGUGGCUUAUAACUGCGACGGGGACAGCGGCGUCCCUUGGGCGAGGCGAACGGGGGCGCCCGCAGCCAUUUACGGCGUUUCCUCUCACUGGAGCGACUAUGAGCCGCACUUGCCCGCCGGCGGCGAGCUGGCCGACCACUGGAGGGCGUACUUCCCGCGCGUGGCUCACCCGGUGGUGCGCGCGGCGCUGUGGUGCGGUGGCCUCAGCCUACUUUGGCCUUGCGGCGCUUGCCUCCGGUGCAUGAAGAGAUUCAAACUCAACUACUUUCCUCCCACCGUGCUCGAUACGGGCCAAGGCUUCAAACUGGUCCGAUCUUAG